This is a messenger RNA of Neopsephotus bourkii (Bourke's parrot), 2827 nucleotides long. RefSeq names its product ANTXR cell adhesion molecule 1 (gene ANTXR1). The record is from RefSeq and is a predicted model, not a curated record. Bases 356 to 2062 code for a protein of 568 amino acids. Gene Ontology annotation, molecular function: signaling receptor activity. NCBI's taxonomy places the organism in Eukaryota, Metazoa, Chordata, Aves, Psittaciformes, Psittacidae. The transcript is spliced from 18 exons. Gene Ontology annotation, cellular component: membrane.
AACACCCUCAAACCCUGCCUGUGUUGCCUGGAGCGUGUGACAAAGCCGGGUUUUGCCAGGAGGCUGCUGCUCCUUUCGCACAGCGCUGGUGCCGCUCCGAAGGAGGCUCCAGUCCCUUUAAGUAAAACAAAAGUGGAAUCCAGCAUUGUGCAUCUUGAAACCUGAGCCCCAGGACCAGGAGUGCGAGGGGGAACAACGGGAAAGCCUCGCCAUUCCCGAGGACAACUGCCGCGAGUGGAGCUUUAAGGGGUAAAAGACGCUUUUAAGAGGUCGGUGGAUGGCUUUUGUGCAGAGACCUGUGAAGUAAAGGAGCCCGGGAAGAAGAGAGUUCUUUUUCUCCUCCUCUCUGGAUACAAUGGCCAUUGCAAAGCGAAGCAGCUUGAGAUCUGGCUUCAAAUGGCUCUUCCUUGCGACGUUUAUGCUAGCCUGCGAUGGACAAGGUGGAAAGCGAGAGAACGGGGGUCCUGCCUGUUACGGGGGAUUUGAUUUGUAUUUCAUUCUCGACAAGUCGGGAAGUGUCCUGCACCACUGGAAUGAAAUCUAUCAUUUUGUGGAGCAUUUGGCCCGCAAGUUCAUCAGCCCUCAGCUGAGGAUGUCCUUCAUUGUGUUUUCAACGAGAGGGACCAUUCUAAUGAGGUUAACAGAAGACAGGGAACAGAUCCGCCAGGGGCUGGAAGAGCUGCAGAAAGUCCUCCCGGGAGGCGACACGUACAUGCAUGAAGGCUUUGAAAGGGCAAGUGAACAGAUUUACUAUGAAAAUGUUCAUGGUUACAGAACUGCAAGUGUCAUCAUUGCACUGACAGAUGGAGAGCUCCAUGAAGACCUGUUUUUCUACUCUGAGAGGGAGGCUAACCGGUCGCGCGACCUGGGAGCAACGGUGUAUUGCGUUGGUGUGAAAGACUUCAAUGAGACCCAGCUGGCCAGAAUUGCCGACAGCAGAGACCACGUCUUCCCAGUGAACGAUGGCUUCGAAGCCCUUCAGGGCAUCAUAGACUCUAUUCUGAAGAAAUCCUGUAUAGAAAUCCUAGCAGCAGAACCUUCCAGCAUAUGUGCAGGGGAGUCGUUCCAGGUGGUUGUGAGAGGAAACGGAUUUCGACAUGCCCGCAACGUUGACAGGGUGCUCUGCAGCUUCAGGAUCAACGACACCCUGACCCUCAAUGAGAAGCCUUUUGUAGUGGAAGAUACCUACUUACUGUGCCCAGCGCCUGUGCUGCGAGAAGUUGGCAUGGAAGCAGCUCUCCAAGUCAGCAUGAACGAUGGUCUGAGCUUCAUCUCCAGCUCCGUCAUCAUCUCCAGCACACACUGUUCAGAUGGGACCAUCCUGGCUAUUGCUUUGUUGAUCCUCUUCCUCCUGCUGGCCUUGGCUCUUCUCUGGUGGUUCUGGCCUCUUUGCUGCACCGUGAUCAUCAAAGAGCCCCCGCCUCCUCCCGCAGAAGACAGCGAGGAGGAAGAUGAUGAUGGGCUUCCGAAAAAGAAAUGGCCAACAGUAGAUGCCUCUUAUUAUGGUGGACGUGGAGUUGGUGGCAUCAAACGAAUGGAGGUGCGCUGGGGAGAAAAGGGCUCCACAGAAGAAGGUGCCAAGUUAGAGAAAGCCAAGAACGCCAGGGUGAAGAUGCCAGAGCAGGAAUACGAGUUCCCUGAACCCAGGAACCUGGCGAACAACAUGCGCAGGCCUUCCUCUCCUCGGAAGUGGUACUCCCCAAUCAAGGGCAAGCUGGAUGCUCUCUGGGUCUUGCUGCGGAAGGGUUACGACCGUGUGUCUGUGAUGCGCCCACAGCCAGGAGACAAGGGCCGCUGCAUCAACUUCACCAGAGUGAAGAACACAGAGGCCCCCCCCAAAUACCCGCUCAACAACGCAUACCCCUCAUCAUCCCCCCCCCCAGCACCCAUCUACACCCCCCCACCCCCAGCACCCAUCUACACCCCCCCUCCACCCAGCUCCCCCACCCCACACACCCCAUCCCCCUCCUCCACGCUCCCCCCACUCCCCCCACCCCCCCAAGCCCCCCCACCCAACAGGGCCCCCCCUCCAUCCCGGCCCCCCCCUCGCCCUGCAGUCUAAUGGGGGGUUCAGCCCUGUUCCCAUCUCUUCCACAAGCAUCCGAGGGGCUUUGUCAGCAGUACUGUACCACAUCCAUCAGUGGGGGGGGUGGAGGGGGGGGUGGGAGGGGGGUAGAGGAAGCUGGAUUGGGUUUGGAAUGGGUGACUUUGGGGUUGUCUUUGUCCUUUAGAUUUCUGUUAUUGUUCAAAUCCCCCGUGCAUCAGUGCCACCAAUCAAAUAAGAGCAGCCAAGAGACUGCAGAACAAGGCAAGUAACUUGAGUCCCAUUGCAGCAAGGCUCUUCCCCCUUCUUUGUCCCCAACGCUUCCCAUGGCCAUUCCAGGAUAUAUUGGAAACAAAGAAAUGGAAAACUAGAGCAAGCUCUCCAGGAAGGCCAAUUCUCCCUAGGGGACAACUGCAAGAGACUCUUCCCAGUGCAGUCAUCCCAGGCAGCUACUGCACAAAGGCACUGGGACAAGACUCAAGGUAUGAGAGAAAGCUGCUCCCAUCCCAGCUGCCAAGUGGGUGAUGAUAACAGCAGGCCUGCAAGUACAGGAACCUGGUAAAUCCAAGGAGAACUGUUCCCAUGGACCAUGAGUUGGAGAAGGGAAGGCGGUGUCACCUCGGAGGGUCUGGAUGGGAGGAGUAGUCCCUGGAUCCGUGUAUGUUGGCAUGCGGCAGUGCAGGUGAAUGAGAACGGAGCGCCACUAGGGAAUGGCAUGGGAAAUACAGCAGGCGGAAUGGCACAAGGCUUGGACCUCAUCCCCUGAGGACAAGGAAUAACUGG